AUGUUUUUUGCUUUCAUAUACUGUCUAUUAAGUCUUUACUGCGUGAGUAAGGCGGAUGAAAGCCCGGGUUUUUUUUUAAAAAUUCCAAAAAAUAUACCACGUUUAGGACGACGUUCGGCUGUAGGCAGUAAACAAGAAAACUCUGUUAGUACCUUAAACGAUUGGUUUAUAUCGUCGGCAUCGAGAAAACGUGCUCUUUUUAAUGCGCCCCUUUUAAUGCCUGAACGUGAACUGGCUGUAGUUCAGCCGGUUAAUUCGAAUACGUUAUUGGAAUUAUUGGAAAAGGAUGCCAUUGCCAAUGAAAAUAUAAAAUUUGUUCAUUGGAAAGAUUUUGAUUUAGCUUUGCAAUUGGACGGCGAUCUUUAUGAUAAAGUGAGCUCCUUGGGUCGUAGACCGGAUCAAAGUCUUAAACAGGAUUUAACUUUAGGCGGCUAUGUCCCAAUAAUAAGCAGUAAUGCUUUAGAUAAUAGUAAUCGAGAUUAUCGUUUCUACGGUUCCGGCUUAGAACCUUACCAAGCGCGUUACAAAAUCGAUCUGCUCGGCCUAAAUGACAUUUAA
Glossina fuscipes is the source of this 558-nucleotide messenger RNA. RefSeq lists its product as uncharacterized. The transcript has 2 exons. The record is from RefSeq and is a predicted model, not a curated record. NCBI's taxonomy places the organism in Eukaryota, Metazoa, Arthropoda, Insecta, Diptera, Glossinidae. The coding region runs from base 1 to 558 and encodes 185 amino acids.